AUGAAACUUAACCUGGCCUUUGGCCUAGUGUUUUUCCUUGCAACCGCAGAAGCUGUAGGAGCUUCUAGCUGGUGGAGUAAAGCUGUUUACAAUAAAUGGCAUGAGACAGAGCUUGAGAGAUGGCUCUCAGACCAUGACAUUCCUUACCCUACUCCCGCCGACCGCAGGGACCUCGAAAGCUUGGUCAAGUCCAACUGGGAGUCCAAGGUGCAGAAGCCCUUGGGCUCUAUCUCUGAUCAGAUCUCAGAUGAGUUUCACCAUGCGAAAGAAUGGGUCUUCGAUACCUGGUCGGAUUCGCAGCUCAAAGCAUUCCUCGACUACCACGGUAUUCCCGCCCCUCAGCCCCGCAAACGCGACGUCCUUGUCAAAACUGCCCGUGAACAUUACGAAGCUAUCGCGAAGAAAGUUGGCGAGACAGCCGCCUACCCUGGUAACUGGGUGUACCAGCAGUGGUCCGAGUCCGAUUUGAAGGAAUGGCUCGACGAGCGCGGAUGGCCCGUCCCCCAGCCUACAACCCGCGACAAGCUUAUCGCCAUGGUGCGCCGCAAUUCCCGAAGCGCUAGUCUCCAGGCGCGCGCCCUUACUGCGUCCGCUAGAGCGUCCGCCGAAGCCGCGCAGGCAUCACUAAGUGAAGAACUGUUCAACGCCUGGUCCGACUCCAAGCUGAAGGAGUUUCUCGACGAGCACAAUGUGCGAGUGCCGCAGGGCUCCAAGCGUAAUGAGCUGAUCGCCCUUGCUCGUAAACAUCGCGCUCAUCUCGUUGGCCAAGCUGCUAGUGCAUCCGUUGCUGCCUCUGAGGCUGUCAGUGCCGCUACUACCAAAGCUGGAAAUGAGUAUGCUCGGGCUACGGAGGAUGCGAAGCUCAAGCUGGAGGAUUCGUUCAAUACUGCUGUCAACACCUGGUCGGAUUCACGCCUUAAGGCUUUUCUCGAUGCUCGGAGCGUCCCCGUUCCCCAGGCUGGUAAGCGUGAUGAACUGAUCGCCGCCGUGCGUGCUAGUGCGCACAAGGCGGCUGGUGGGUGGAACCAGUACAACUUUGACACUUGGGAUAAAGAGCAUCUGCUCAAAUAUUUGUCUGCCGUCAAUGACAAGUAUGCGAAGAAGGCAGACGCCUCUCGUGAAGAGCUGGCCAAGUACGCCGAGGAAAAUUACGUCAAGGCUUCCAAGGUCGGCGGCGACAAAUAUGCAUCGGCUACUGCGGCUGCAGCACGGGCUACUGGCUCUAUCAAGGAUACCACGUUUGAGCAGUGGUCGCAGUCCGAUCUCAAGAAGUACCUGGACUCCUACGGUAUCCCGGUGUACCAAGGUUCCAACAUCAACGAGCUUCGGGCUGCCGCUCGCCGCCACGCUACCUAUUUCAAAUAUGGCACAAAUAGCCCCCAGGACACCAUUUAUGCCAAGGUAGUAGAUACCUUGCAAUGGGCUUUUGAGCAGUUGAAGAUUGGUGCUUCCAGUGGCCGCGUCCAGGGCCAGGAAGCUGCUGAGAAGGUCCGCGAGAAGGCCGCUGAGCAGACUCAGCGCUUGCGCAAUGAGCUGUGA
This is a messenger RNA of Penicillium odoratum, 1539 nucleotides long. It is a transcript of the gene ish1, whose product is annotated as double-strand break repair enhancer MSC1. The record is from RefSeq and is a predicted model, not a curated record. The coding region runs from base 1 to 1539 and encodes 512 amino acids. The transcript is spliced from 5 exons. Lineage: Eukaryota; Fungi; Ascomycota; Eurotiomycetes; Eurotiales; Aspergillaceae.